Molecule: messenger RNA, 2189 nt
Organism: Pangasianodon hypophthalmus (striped catfish)
Lineage: Eukaryota; Metazoa; Chordata; Actinopteri; Siluriformes; Pangasiidae
Gene: trmt61b
Product: tRNA methyltransferase 61B
Exons: 7
Coding region: 310-1761 (483 amino acids)
Biological process (GO): tRNA methylation
Cellular component (GO): tRNA (m1A) methyltransferase complex
Source: RefSeq, a predicted model, not a curated record
UCUCCUGUUGAUGACGUAACCAAAUGCAAAAUGGCGCUGCUCUGUGAGAGUCACGCUGCGAUUAGAUUUGUUUACUAUCACUUUCUCAGUGCAUUGAAUUUAAUGCAUUAACACAUUUAACGUCGCUUUCUGGGUCUCGAGUGUGUUUUUCUGUUUUAUUUAUAUUUUUCUAUAAGACAAACGCGUGCAUUUUGACUGGGCGUGUGACAUUUACGUGUACAUUUUAUACUCAUACGUACAUGUCUAAGUAAUGAAUGAGAAACAUUUCAUCACUGGUAGAAACACUGGUAGUCUUAUGAAGCUUAGCUGAUGUCUGCUUUUGGGUUGUGUUGCAGUUUGGGUCCCUCAAUUAAAAUGACACCAAGGCUGGCCAGAGUGUGUGCCACAUGUUUAAGUCAUAAGGUCAACCGGAGUGAUCUCAGAAUUGCUUCAUUAGCUUGGACAAAGUGGUUUGGGACAGGUCCAAAAAGUCCAGCUGGAGAUGAUGAUGGUUCUGAAGCACCGGUGCCAUCUGGUCCAACACUUUCUCCAUUCUCAAGGCGAGCUUCUCGAUUUGGGAGGCGACCCUUGUCACCUUUAGAGAGAGUGAGUCAAAUGUUACCCCAGGAAUCGUUAAGUGAGGAGGUCUGGGAACUCAGACGGAAUAAACCAAGUGACGAGAAUGAAGACACGGAAACACAGACUCCAGAGAAGCUCAUGGAAGAUCUAGAUGUUCAUGAACAACCUGGAGAUGUUGACAGUGUUGACAGAGUUGUAAAUCAGCGCAAGGAAGAAAUGAUGCACGCUCAUGUUCUACCUGGGGAGCGUGUGAUGUGUUUUGGAGAAGUCCUGCUUGCUGAGUACCGCCGUAAACGAAGGCUGGAGUUACAGAAGAUGUUCCAGCUGGAGAAAGGAUCUAGGCUGGGGAGCAACUGUGGUUUUGUAGCUCAUGAUGUCAUCCAGGGCUGCCAUGCCGGGACGGUUUUCCGCACCAACCUGGGGCUCCCUAUGCUCAUCCGCAGACCCAGUCUCGAAGAGUUCACGCUGUUUAUGAAAAGAGGGCCUGCUAUUGCUUAUCCAAAAGACGCCAGUGCCAUGCUGAUGAUGAUGGAUGUGAACGCGGGAGACUGUGUGCUGGAGUCGGGGUCUGGAUCCGGAGCCAUGAGUCUCUUCCUGUCCCGAGCAGUGGGCUCUAUUGGAACCGUGCUGAGUGUUGAAGUAAGAGCGGACCACCACAGACGGGCCGUGUUAAAUUACGAGCGCUGGCGUUCGUCCUGGAAGCUGCGCAGUGGAAAUGAGUGGCCUGAAAAUGUCCACUUUCACCUCGGAGAUCUCAUAAAUGCCGCCCCCUUGCUUGCUGGGCGGAGCUUCAAUUCCGUGGCUCUGGAUAUGAUUAACCCUCAUCUGGCUUUACCCACAGUCAUCCCUCAUCUCCAUACAGGAGGUGUGUGUGCCGUCUAUCAGGCCAAUAUUACACAGAUCAUCGACUUAAUGGAAGGACUUCGCUGCUCCACACUUCCUCUGGUGUGUGAACGCAUCAUCGAGGUGCAGUACAGGGAUUGGCUGCUUGCGCCGUCGCUCAAAAAAGACGGCUCCUUCCACCAGCGAAAAACAUCUCCAGGUGAAGAAACCACAGAGAGCGAGAAUGACGACUCAAAUGAUGAAGCACACGAGAGUCCAGCACACUUCCCGUUCGGGAGCAUCCCCUACAUCGCUCGUCCGCAUCCUGAACAGAACGGACACACAGCGUUCCUUGUGAAACUGAGGAAAAUAUCCAAAUAGCUUGUGUAUAACUUCUACACCUAUCAAGACCCCGAAGCAAGCUGAUAACACAUUAAGGCUUACGUUUGCAAAUGAUGCUUCAAUAAAUCUGAUUGUCCUGAUUUGAUUUUCCAACAGUGAGAUUAUUUUGAUAUUAAAACUAUUCUCUGAAUUUAGUGGGAAAAUCAAGAGCAAUCCAUUAAUGCGUUUAUUGCAUUGCUAUUUAUUUUUAUUUUAACACAAUGCAGUAAUAUUUCUUUGACAAGCCUUAAAUAAGUUAUUUCCGUUUUGUUUUAUCACAUAUGUCUAGGAAAGCUGUUAAACAUUUCAUAGUAUGUGUAAUGUGCUUUAGACUCUUCAAAAACAUUGCUAUUAAAGUGUCACGUGAACAUCUAGUGCUGUACAGAAGAGCUGAAAGUACUUAAUAAAUACUUAUGGAUAAUGAUAAA